Prorocentrum cordatum is the source of this 950-nucleotide messenger RNA. Lineage: Eukaryota; Dinophyceae; Prorocentrales; Prorocentraceae. The record is from the annotation of a GenBank genome assembly.
CACCAAGGCCGAAGAGCAGCCCGCCAUGCCAGAGGCCAAGAGGGAGGUCACGGCGGCCGCGGCCGCGGCCCCCGUCGCGCCGCCGCCGCCGCCGCCGGCCGCGGCCGCGCCGGUGCCCCCCCAGGCCGAGGAACAGCCCGCCACGCCAGAGGCCAAGAGGGAGGUCGUGGCCCCGAGCGCCAGCGAGGCCGCCCCUGACGCGGCCGAGGUCGCGGUCGCGCCGGCGCCGCCGGCAGCCGAGGCGCGCAGCAGCGUGCCGUCUGCGGCCUCCGCAGAGGCCAAGACGGCCCUGCCGAGCACCACCAGUGGGACCCCGCACCCCGCCGCGGCGGCCGCGCCGCCGCCGGGGCUGCUGGUCCACAGCGGCGUGGCGCCCUCGGGGGCCGCUGCGCGCUGGCUGCUGGCCGGGGGGCUGCUGUGGCUGCUGUGAGCGGCACGCCGCGCUGGCCAGCGCUCCUCCCUUGGCUCAGGGGGUUCCCCCUCACUGCUGCCCUUUCUCCGAGACCUCAAUAUCGAAUCGGCGCGCUUCCAUUUACAAGGACGUUGCGCUGUAGGCGGCGACAGUUGUAACACAGCGGACUGACCGGCCGGUCCCCUUCGAUGCACAGCCGCCUCCUCCGCUUUCUCAUGUGUACUUCGACCACCCUCUGCGGCCCCCUGCGCGCCCGAUGGACCUCUCCAGCUUCCAAACGCCAGAUCCCGCGCCGCUUCAUCUCCCUUGUGCGUCUCCCUGCCCAGCGCGCCCUCUCUGAGCUCACCCCCGCGGCAUCCAGAGACCCUCCACGACGGACUGCUGGCGUGCUGCCUCGCUGGGAUCGGGGUUUCCCUGGCAACAGACGGGCGACAGGCGGGCGGGCCGUGCGGCGUUGGACGGCCAAGUCGUUUUCCUGCCGCCAGAAGGCGGCCGGACAGGAAGAGGAUGUGCCACCGCGGGUAAUGUAGGGUCCGGA